AUGUAGAGUAACGAAGUGAAGCGAUUAAAGUAUUUUGUUUUCUUGUUUGCUAUUUCGUGUUUUGUUUUCCAAUCUAAAGUUUAAGGAAAUUUUGAAUGGCUUUUAAUGGCUCCAGAUAGCACUUCUGUUGAUAUAAGCAAAAGCCUCAAGGAUUACCUUAAUCGAAAUGAAUCUGCCACCAAGGAAGAACAGAAAGGUUUAUUAAAAAGUUUCAGCUUAGAUUCUUGGUUUACCAGAUCAUCUGAUAGUCAAGACUAUGAAGACGAUAAACAAUCUGUCGAUUCUUGGUACAGUCAAGCUGAAAAAGAUUCCUAUUGUACAUCUUUAUCUAAGAAACAAAGAAUUGUUGGUUUUGUUGGAUGCAUUAUAAUGGGAUCGCUAUGCUUCUUUUUGGCAGCUUUUUAUGCACCUGUUUUACUUCUUAAGGCCCGGAAGUUUUGUUUGCUCUUUUCGAUGGGAAGUCUUUUCAUUAUUGGAAGCUUCUCUGUGCUGUGGGGACCAUGUAAUCACCUGAAGCAUUUGUGUUCUCCUGAGAGAUUACCCUUUACUGCUGUUUACUUCAUAACCAUGUUUACGACUUUAUAUUCAGCUCUGUGGCUCAAGAAUACAGUUCUUACUUCAAUUUGUGCAAUUUGUCAAGUUAUUGCUUUGAUGUGGUACGUCACCAGCUACAUUCCUGGAGGGCAAACUGGAUUGAAGUUCAUAACACGAAUGUGUACUUCAAUAGUUACUCGAUCAUCAAGCCGUAUAUUGCCUGUAUAAAAUCUCUUUUAAUCGUUGCUUUAUUUUGUAUGCCAAAGAAAUAAUCUACAUCUUCAAUAUUUAUUAAAAUCUGAGUGGUCAUUAGACGCUUUAUGGCAAAAAUACAUUUAUUUAUUUUUGUACAUAUUUUUUUAGUUUUAUUGGAUUUUUAUAUUAUCUUAACUUAUUGUUUUUAUAUUCUCUGUAUACUUUUUGGAAAUCAAGAAAAAUAUUAGUUACUUCCAUCUGGUCAUGAAAAGUCACAAAUAUCUUUUCUGGAUUUUUUUUUUAAGACUAUUAUAUAGCAGUAUUUUGUUAGGAUCUACUGCAGUUUUCCUGUAGUUUAUAAGGAUUUUAGCUUUUGCUAUAGAACUAAGGAAGAAAAAAAAAAGACAUUUUUUAAAAAUGAAUGUUAAAAAAUUGUUUUAUUUUUAUUUAUGAUUUCUAUACAAUUCACAAUCAUUCAUAUGUUUUAUGGUGAUGCUCAGCUUCGACUAUUUAUAGACUCUGUGUUUUGGGGCAUCCCUUCCUGACCUAUUCUUCUUCAACAAGUAAUUUAUUUCUUUUUUUUUCUUCUUUUAUUAAAUGGAGCAUGACUUAUCUAUUGCAGCUACUAAUCGUGAAAAUUUAUUUAAUGAAAUCCAAGAUUUUUGUCUCAAUAAUUGCAUAUGUAAUGUUAUAAUGUAACAAAAUGAUUAUGAAUUAUCACUCUCUUAUUAGAUAGUUAAUAAUACACAUGCUCAAACAUUGUUUAUACGUUGUUAACAUUGUUAAAUUUUAUUCCUUCUGAUGCAAUGGAUGUUAAAGCCUUAAUAUGUGGCUGUGAGAAACUAUAGAUAAGUUCCUUAGUGUCUAGGGAAAAGGUAAAAGUUGGUAUUGCUGAUAUUGCAUUUAUUAAAAUAUAUUUAUUCGUAUAUAUAUAUAUUUUAAAAAUCACUCAUUUUUUCAUUAAUUAUUUGGUAUUGUUAUAUUUCAUUAUGUAAUGAAAAAUAAAUUUGUCUUGAACUCAACUAAAUAAAUAUCUAAACAAAUGAAGUAAAUUUUCACUACUAAUAAAAUUCUUAUCUUAUAAAAUUCUAAUAUUGGAUUACCUUUGUGUUUGAAAAAUAUUUUAUGUAUUGAAUCUUGGUAAGUUAUAAUGAAACUAUAUAUCGGGUUAUAGUUAUAACAAUAUAGUUAUAAAUAUUUGAAAUCACCAAUAAAUAAUUAAUGAAUAUAUAGGUUUUUGUUAUAUGGUAUUAUAAUUCCUUAGUUUCAUUUUCUACAACAUUUCUGAAGGUAAAUUCUGUUGAUGGAAUUGUUUUUACUGAAUCCUCAUAUUAUUAUUAUUAUUAUUAUUUUUUAAUAAAACUAGUCAUUAGGUAGAACAAGUGUGACACUUUUGAAUUUUUUUUUUGUGUUUUAUGUUUUAGAAUUUGUUAUUUAAUUACACAGUGACCAUGUUUUUUUUCCUUCUGUAUUUUAGUAAUUUAUUUUUUGUAAAUUGAGAACCUUGCAACUAAAUUUUUGUUCUAUCGUUUGUGAAAUAUGGAUUACAAUAUAUUAUGAACCUCAUUUCAUUAAUUCUUUAGGGGCUAGGUAAACAUAUUGUUUUAUGAAAAUGCAAUGUGUUGUUAAAAAAGAUGUUUUAUUGCAUAUAUGUUGUUAAAGUGAUCUUGGAAAAUCAUGACACAUUAUCUGUUUUUGAAAUUGAAGGAAUAAAUGUAACAUCUAGAAUAUUAAAAUCGAUAACAUCAGGUUAUAUGCAAUUUUAUCAGGUCACAAAAUAUUGUUGUUGGAAAAAUUUUUAUUUUGUUUAGUUAAUGUUGGGUUAGUUUACUGCAUUUUAUUAAAUAUAUUAACACAAAUGAUUUUCGAAAAAAGAACACAAUUCUUUUAGAAAUUUUUUUUUCUAUUACAAAUUUUGUGACAGCCAUUUCUAGUUUAUAACAAAAAAUACAUGUUAUUAUUUGCCAUGACAUAAAUAGAAGUACCUAAUAUGUUAUAUAUUGUUUUGUUUCCAUGUUCAGUUAUUUUAUUGUCUGUAUUAAGUUUUUAAUUUAUAAAAUACUAAAAAAAAUUUUUAAUAUCUUUGCUGAUAUGAAAACAAAAAUUAUUUAUUUUUUUUGUUCAUUUUUUUAAAGAAUUAGAUGAAAAUUAAAAUUGGAAUUUUUUUUAAUGGUUAAAAAUAGUAGUUAAAUUAACUUACAAUCUUAGUUUCAUUUAGCUUUCUUUAAAAAUGUAUUUGCAAUAUAAUCGAUUUAGUGGUAUCAUCAAUUCUUCUCUGUUGAAAAGUUGUAUUUGUUAAAUUCUUUCAAUUAAAUCCCAUUUCAUUAUAAUGUUUGUGGAAUUUAUUCAUUAUAAUUUUUUCUUUAUAUUUUUUUAUAAUUUGAUUAUAAAUCCUUUCAACUUGUGUUUUUGAUUAAAUGAUUUUUUUUAAUGUUUUAAAUGUAUGAUUUUGCUGAGAUCUUUAUUUUUUUAUUGAUUUAUGUGUAUGCUUAUCCUAGAAGAAGUAUUGAAAUAUUAAAAUUUUGUUUCAUUAAUUUUUGAUCAAUUUUUUUUUUUUUUUUUUUUUUUUUUUUUUGUAAUUUGGUUCAAAUAUGACUGUUUUUUUUUUACAUGAUUUUAUCUCUGUUUACAGAAAGUUAAGAUUUAUGGGUUUGUUGAUCAAAAGACUAAUUAUUACUUAGUUUAUUUCUGAUGAUUUUGUCUAUAGAGCAUUGUAACACAUUUAAGAAGUCUGCAGUGUUUUAUAUUAUUUUUAUAACUGCUUGACAAUUAUUAUAUUAAUAAUGUGUACUGCAAAAAAAGUCACUCGUCUGUUAAGAACACUUUUAAAUGUUAAAUUUUGCUUGACGAUAAUGUGUGACACAAAGUUUUUCUCUUUGUAAUUUUUUGAUCAAAUUUAAAUGUGCACAUUCGGUAAAUAAAAUGAGUGAAUGUUA
Parasteatoda tepidariorum (common house spider) is the source of this 3665-nucleotide messenger RNA. RefSeq lists its product as uncharacterized. The record is from RefSeq and is a predicted model, not a curated record. Lineage: Eukaryota; Metazoa; Arthropoda; Arachnida; Araneae; Theridiidae. Gene Ontology annotation, biological process: vesicle-mediated transport. Gene Ontology annotation, cellular component: membrane.